GGCGGCGGGUAGGGUAGGUGACCGGCGCGCGGCACUGACUGUCUGGGAGCGCGAGCCGUGCGAACAACAGAAAUGCCAGUGAGCUGAACAGCCUUUCGGCAUCAUCUGGGGGGACACUUGAUGCGCGAACGUACAGAAGGUGUGCAGGUGCGUGAAGGGGAGCCUGACAACGCGGAACUACGGAGACCCCUCCUGGGAGGACCUGUCCAUCUGGCUGUUUCCCAGCACCAGUCAUCUGGUCCGACCCCCGCCAUCGACCCACCGUCGCUCUUUGCUUUUCAACAUAAGGCUCAGCUGCUGCCGUCACCUCAGCGACUUUGCUUGUCUCGUGCCGUUAAGGACCUUUGAGUGUGAGGCCGUAGUGACGCGUCGUGCGGACACGUUACCUCAGCACCUGGAGAACAGGCGGUAAGGCGGAGUCUCUCGGCUCUGAAUUUUUCGUGGCGCCGCUGUUGAGCUCAGGCCCGCUGAUUCACCGACGCUCUGAGGUCUGUUGCUCUUCACAGGCGACUUUGUCGAUCUGCAGCGCUCCGAUCAGGUAUCUCUUAGCCCUCUUGCUUGGCAAUGUGACUCGAAUAGGCAAGUGCUCCUGUCAGAUUAUCAUACGCUGUAGACGCCCGGAAAUGAGCUUCCCGUUCCCAGCCAAUUAGGCGCCAGCAAGCAGGCUGGGCUCUGCUGUCGGCUAUUUAAACGGGUGCUCAGGCUACUCCCGAGUUACUUGCUCUCAGUGCGGGGGGCCACGUCCAGCCGUGUGUCCCUCUUCAGAAAGACGCUGCUGCGCUGUCUCUCCAGCACUUUGAUUGGCUGGAAGUAAAGAGCGCCCCAAUCUGGCCCACCUGUCCGCUCACCCUACCGCCCAGACGAUCUGUAAAUUCUGCCGCCGUGCCCCUUGGAGAAUGACCGAUGCCCCCACCCUGGACUACGAGCUGCUGUCCCCAGGACCCUCCGUGGCAGGGCUGCCCACCGGGCCCCCACUGGCUGGUGAUGCCGAGCAGAAGACGGCAUUUGCCUUCGUAGGACUCCUGUUGCUUUUCCUGCUCUUCCUGUUGGUGCGCUGCUUCCGCAUCCUGCUGGACCCGUACAGCCGCAUGCCCGCCUCCUCCUGGACGGACCACAAGGAGGGACUGGAGAGAGGCCAGUUCGACUACGCGCUGGUGUAGCUGCCGGGGAGGAAGGCGAGGAGGGACAACGGUGGACACAGCUGCCUUAACCCGAGCUGCAGCCCAGAGAAUUUGCCCUGCAGUGAACCUCCACCUUACUUCCCCUUAAUUUACCAAAACAGGUUGAGGUUGGAAAGGCAACACGCUCUCUCCAUCAUUCACUUUUUGUUUAAUGUUCUUCUUUUCCACGCAGUAUCGCAAACGGACCUCAUCUGUUCCGCUUGAGUGACGUUCAUCAGAGUGGGUGGUGUGUGACGUGUCCAGUACAGUCAGGCGCGCUGCCCUUUCGUUCUCGUUUCACUGUCAGUAAGGAUGGCCGAAGAUGUCGUCACGGUGGGACCCGUGCAGUAUAACUCUUGCGGUCGGCUCCAGGUGUAGAGGUGGGACGAGACCUUUCACACCAAGUGAGUGUGAAAGAGUGUCUUUUGAAGGAGGAGCAGAUUCCACAAUCCCACCACUGUCUGCCAGGGUGUGGUACAAACACAUCCAUGAAGCAAUGGGCCUGUCUUGGAUGUCAAAAGCAGACCAAUAACUUGUUUACUUCCUGGAAUAAACACCUUUAGUGUUAUACAGUACAUGUGCCAUGAGUUUUGAUGGAGCGCUGCAGGAUAUGUUCUGUAUGAAAGGAGGUAAAGGUUUAGGGUAACUUAUAGGGUACUGGGGGUAAUAGAGCCAUCAUCAUGUCUGACAGCUCCCCUCUCCUUAUGUUUAAAUCACAUGGCGAAUACCAGGGUAAUACGUUGCGCUGCCUACUUUUCACCCACGUGGAAAACUCUUGAUGGCCGUUGACCAACGCAGCCGACUUAAAACCAGGUGUAUGUUCCUUAGCACCUCUGGAAAGUAAAUGUGAAUGUUACCUCCAUUUUAUUUUACUUUGUUUUCCACUUAGAUGUUGUAGCUAUGGAUAUGCAAGUGACGCUGGAUUAGGUGACGUUGUUCAGGGUAGCUUUUGUCCCUUUAAGAAGUCUUUAAAGAAACAUGGUCCCUUUAAGAGUUUUUUUUUUUUUUUUCUUCAUUGAUGGCAGUGUUAUGUACUUAACGGUUCUGGGCUUUUUCUAUGUAAUUGCUGUGUUUUGUCUAUAACUAAAAAGCCAUAUGAAGAUAUUUAAUGUUGAUAUUAAAUGUUCACCUUCCCAGUGCUAGUCUAUUUAACCAGGCUUGAUGAAAACAUUGUGAUACUGCAGCAACUUUUAGAGAUGUUGGAUACGCUUUAUUUUUCUAUUCCGGCUCAAAUUUGGAGUCUCUUUUUACUAUUUUUUUUCACCCCUCCCCCCCAUUUAUACCUUUAUUACUGGAAUAUUACUGGAUUUUGGAGCCAAGCCUAGAGAAGCAGGUGUAAGAUUCAGCUAGGAGGAGUUUUGACCAUGUGUUUUUGACAUUUGUAAGUAGAUGGGAUAUUUUUCCUACCGUUUUUGUCUG
Scleropages formosus (Asian bonytongue) is the source of this 2579-nucleotide messenger RNA. Its product is annotated as cortexin-1-like. The transcript has 3 exons. The record is from RefSeq and is a predicted model, not a curated record. Bases 897 to 1160 code for a protein of 87 amino acids. NCBI's taxonomy places the organism in Eukaryota, Metazoa, Chordata, Actinopteri, Osteoglossiformes, Osteoglossidae.